AUGAAGUGGACACUGAUUAUAGUGACUCUUUGCAUGUAUUCAUUACAUGCAAAUUCAGAUCUUGAUACUGUCAAACAAUUGUUGACAGAUUUGAAAACUAAUGUGUAAUUAGAUAUUGAGGCCUUGGAUGCAGCUUGGGAAUUGCAUAAGAAAAAUAAACAAUCUGUAAUCGAUGCCUUAGGUUUUUCAGCAUCUGAAUAAAGAAGUGAAUGUGCAAAGAAGGAUGACGAUGUUUAAAGCAAAUAGAGGGAUAUCAAAAUAACAAAUGAUUUUGUCUCUUGGAUGUAAAAAAGAUAAGGAUUGAAUUCUUAAAGAUUAGGAGUAUUGGAAGUGAAUAGGUACAUAAAUCAUCUAUCAUAGAUGUUAAGCUAGCAACAAUUAUGUACAUGACAUCAAGAAUUACAAAAUAGCAUUGGCAUUGGUCAGAUUUUUGAGAGAACAAUUAGAUAAGUUUGAUUCUAAUGCAACAGGUGCCUAAAAAUAAGAAUUCUUAUAAAGAGUACAUAAAUUUGUGUAAAUCUAUCAAACAGGAAAGCUUUUGACAAUGGUUGAUAGUUUAGAAAUGAAAGAUGAUGGUUCAUAUGUAUUACCAGACAUUGAAGGUGAAGAAUAAGAUUUGACAGAAUCUGUAUUAAGUCAUACAAGAGGAAGGAGAAAUGCUAAUAAAAUACUUCUUUAAUAAUAAUAAACAACAGUUAUGGCAUCUGGUGAUGGUGAUGAUAAAGCCGAUAGUGCAGUUGUUCUUAUUCCUGGUUAAUGUGAUGAUUCUAUUAACACUGUUGUAGUAGUUUAAAAUGAUGAUGGAACAGAUGGUGACGAUGAUAUACAUAUAAGAUUUACAAAUGGUGGUGGUUAAGGAGGAUCAUCAAAACCAAAACCAUAACCAAAGCCAUAACCUAAACCAUAACCUUAAGAAGAAUCAGAUGAUACAGAAGAAGAAUCAGAUGAUGUAUCAGAAGAAUAAGGAGACUUAUCUGAAGAAUAAGGAGAAUAAUCAGAAGAAGAUUAAUAACCUGAAGAUGAUACACCAGAAGAUUAACCUGAUAGUAAUGAAGAAGGAUCAGAAGAAGAAGAUCAUAAAUAAGAUGAUGAACCAACUCAUCCAACAGGAGAAGAUGAUGAUGAUACAAAUGAUGAUGAAGAUGAUAAUGAUAUUGGUGAUGAUAAUGAUAAUGGAGAUGGUGGAGAUUCUAAUCAAACAAAUAAAGAUAAUGGUGGUGGUUAAAAAUAAACUGAAGAAGAGGAGGAUUUAAGUGUAUUAUAUUUAUAUUUAUAUAAUCUAGGAUAUUAGAAAAUUAUUAGAUGCAAUUGAAAAACAUUCUAAAAAAUCAUUAGAUUUAGAAUAAGAAGAUGAAGUCAGAAGUUCUAUGAUCUAUAUUGAUUUCAAAUUACAUAUUGAAUUAGAAAAUCAAUACUUUGAUAAAUAAAUUGCUGGAGAAAAAGAAAAUUUAGUAUUCAUUCUAUAUUUAUUUCUAGAUUAAACUCACAAAUCAAUUAACUAGUAGAGUUGGAAUUGCAAGACAAUGUAAUGCAAGACUUAAGCAAAUCACUAUUGCUUAUUAAGUUAGCCAAGAUGUAUCUAUUUAUAUUAAUAUUCUUAGGAUUACAAUGAUUCUUAUUAACAUUACUUGGAACUCAGAAAAUAAAAAGAGGAAGAACUUGCAACCUUUGAUGAUAUUUACAGAAUUUAUACCACUUAGGUUGUUUGAAUUUUACACCAUAAAUCAUAAAAUUAUCCAAU
Molecule: messenger RNA, 1741 nt
Organism: Paramecium sonneborni
Lineage: Eukaryota; Ciliophora; Oligohymenophorea; Peniculida; Parameciidae
Source: the annotation of a GenBank genome assembly